AUGGCUAUGUCUCACUCUUUCAUUCCUCUGGGGGCUUGUAGUUAUGGUGAUCUGUACAAACAAGGAUAUGGACUUGCAAACACAGCACUAAGCACAGCUCUAUUCAAUAAUGGAGCUACUUGUGGUGCUUGUUUUCAGUUAUUUUGUGUCAACGAUCCACAAUGGUGGAUAAAGGGCGCAAAGCCAAUCACAGUAACCACAACAAAUUUUUGUCCUCCAAAUUCCGCCCAGCCCGGUGCUUGUAACCCACCGCUAAAACACUUUGACUUAAGUUAUAAAAUGUUCACUUCUAUUGCCUACGAAAAAGGCGGUAUCAUACCCGUUAAAUAUCGACGUGUUUCAUGUGUGAAACAAGGGGGUGUUAGGUUUGAGAUUAACGGAAACCCUAAUUUCUUGUUUGUUCUGGUGUUCAAUGUUGCCAAUGCUGGUGAUGUUUCUUGUGUUAGUGUCAAAGGGUCUAAGACUGGAUGGAUUCCCAUGAAGCGCAAUUUUGGACAAAAGUGGAAUAUUGGAGUGAAUUUGGUAGGAAAAGCUUUGUCAUUUCAAGUUAAUACAAGUGAUGAAAAAACUUUGGAGUUUUAUUCAGUUUCUCCUUACAACUGGCAAUUUGGACAGACUUAUCAGAGCCAGGGUAAUUUUUAG
Trifolium pratense (red clover) is the source of this 642-nucleotide messenger RNA. Its product is annotated as expansin-A23-like. Gene Ontology annotation, cellular component: extracellular region. The record is from RefSeq and is a predicted model, not a curated record. NCBI's taxonomy places the organism in Eukaryota, Viridiplantae, Streptophyta, Magnoliopsida, Fabales, Fabaceae. The transcript has 2 exons. Bases 1 to 642 code for a protein of 213 amino acids. Gene Ontology annotation, biological process: plant-type cell wall organization.